Molecule: messenger RNA, 1887 nt
Organism: Hydatigera taeniaeformis
Lineage: Eukaryota; Metazoa; Platyhelminthes; Cestoda; Cyclophyllidea; Taeniidae
Source: the annotation of a GenBank genome assembly
AUGGACAAAGAUGUGAAGAAAUGGCCAGUCUACAAGGGUCUAGAGGCGGCAUUGAAAGACAUUGGCGCUUCCAUGUCUGCAGUUAGUGAUUUGCAGAAUCCUGCAGUCAAAGAUCGCCAUUGGGUGGAGCUCAUGCAUGACACCGGUGCUGUAAUUGACAUCAGUGACGAUACCACACUGGAUGCUCUUCUAUCUUUGAAUUUGCACAAGUAUGAAGAUGAGGUGCAUGGCAUUGUCUCAAAGGCCAUGAAUGAGCAGAAAAUUGAGGGCGAUUUGGAGAAGAUUGACUCCAUUUGGAGGGACAUGUACUUUGAGUAUGAGGCACAUGAGCGAACCGGUCUGCUGUUGCCCAAACAAACGGAAACUUUGACCACAUUCCUUGAGGAGACUCAAGUCAAGGUGCUUGAUAUGAUGGCAAAUCGAGACAAUGCCUAUUCGAUUGUCAAGAUAACCUAUUGGAAUAAAACUCUCUUCACUGCAGACAAAGUUCUCUCCUUGUGGUUUGAGACUCAAAGAGUGUGGUCAGGUCUGGAGGCCAUAUUUGUCCUCUGUGAUGACAUUCGUGAGCAGUUGCCAAAGGAUACAGACCUCUUUUUUGAGCAUGACAAGGAAUUUCGACUGUUAGCCGAAGAGAUGGCCAAAAAACCGAAAGUUAUUGAGGCCACUACUAGUCAACCCGAGCUCUUUGACAACAUUCAAGCUGUGCGCGAUGGCUUGGCAAUUUGCGAGAAGACAUUAGCUGUCUACCUGGAGACCAAACGAUUAGCUUUCCCACGAUUCUACUUUGUUUCACAGGCUGAUUUGAUGGAUAUUGUGAGCAAAGGAAAAAUGCCCGUGAAGGUGUUCAAACACCUAUCAAAACUGUUUGACAGCAUUUGCAACCUUGAAACUAACCAAUCAAAUACCGAGUUGACUGCUUUGAAGAUGGAAGCCAAGGAUGGUGAGGUUGUCAAAUUCGUCUCAACAUUCACCCUGGAGGGUCAAGUGGAGGAGUGGUUGAACCGCCUACUAGAUGAGAUGGUUCACACAAUGCGUGUAACUCUAUCGGAAGCCGUGGCGGCUUACGAAGAGAAGCCUCGUGAUCAGUGGAUUUUUGACUAUCCUGCUCAAGUGGCUCUUACUGGCUCACAAAUCGGGUGGACCGCCGAGGUUGGUAUUGCAUUUGCACGCCUGGAAGAGGGUCUUGAAAAUGCCAUGAAGGAGUACAAUAAGAAGCAGGUCGCCUCUCUCAGCACCCUAAUUGAGAUGCUGCUGACUGAUUUGACACCUGGAGAUCGCCAAAAGAUCAUGACCCUCUGCACCAUUGAUGUGCACAAUCGUGAUGCCGUCUCCAAACUCAUCACCAUGAAAGUGGAUAGCUCGAGAGCCUUCCCCUGGCUCUCCCAACUUCGUGUUCGAUGGGAUGAAAAGGCAAAUGAGUGCUUUGUCAACAUUUGUGAUGCUGAAUUUGCAUAUGAACACGAAUACUUGGGCUGUACACCCCGUUUGGUUGUUACACCUUUAACGGAUAGGUGCUACAUUACUCUGACCCAAUCUCUUCACCUCGGGAUGAGUGGUGCACCCGCUGGACCCGCUGGAACAGGCAAAACAGAGACAACAAAGGACUUAGGACGUGCUCUUGGCACUAUGGUCUAUGUCUUCAAUUGCUCUGAACAGAUGGACUACAAGUCGGUGGGCAACAUCUACAAAGGUUUAGCUCAGAGUGGUGCCUGGGGCUGUUUUGAUGAGUUCAAUCGCAUUGCUGUGGAGGUUCUCUCCGUCAUUGCUGUGCAGGUUAAAUGCAUUCAGGAUGCAGUGAAAACAAAAAAGUCGACAUUUGACUUUCUGGGUGAAACGAUACCACUGAAGCUCUCCGUGGGCCUCUUUAUCACCAUGAAUCCCGGGUAC